CCCUUACGGGCACAACAGCAUCAAACCGGCCACAACCUCAAACGCUCUACGCCUCCGCGUACGUCUCCUCAUCUAGCUGUCUGCUUGUGCUCACCAGCUCUAAGAGCAAGAGGUGCCAAUGGCGGGAGGCGGCGACCUGAAGGUGCUGGGCGUGUGGACCAGCCCGUUCGUGAUCCGGGUGCGCGUCGUGCUCAACCUCAAGUCCCUGCCGUACGAGUACGCAGAGGAGGACCUCGGCAACAAGAGCGCGCUCCUCCUCGGCUCCAACCCCGUGCACGAGAGCGUGCCCGUCCUCCUCCACGCCGGUCGCCCCGUGAACGAGUCCCAGAUCAUCGUGCAGUAUAUCGACGAGGUCUGGGCCGGCACCGGCCCCGCCGUGCUGCCGUCCGACCCCUACGAGCGCGCGGUGGCGCGGUUCUGGGCAGCCUACGUCGACGACAAGGUGGGCUCCGCGUGGCUGGGGAUGUUGUUCAAGUGCAGGAACGAGGAGGAGAGGAUGGAGGCGGUUGCGCGGGCCGACGCCGCACUGGAGACGCUGGAGGGCGCGUUCAAGGAGUGCUCCAAGGGGAAGCCGUUCUUCGGCGGCGACGGCAUCGGGUUCGUGGACGUCGUGCUCGGCGGCUACCUCGGGUGGUUCGGGGUGAUCAACAGGUUGAUCGGGCGCAGGCUGAUUGACCCUGCGAGGACGCCGCUGCUGGCCGCGUGGGAGGAGCGGUUCCGCGCGGCCGACGCGACCAAGGGCGUCGUGCCGGACGACGUCGACAAGAUGCUCGAGUUCUUGCAGACCCUGCGUGCUCUGAGCUCCUACAAGCCGGAGUGAUUCGUCGUGUAACAUGGGUGCGAUGAGCUGAAGUUGAACAGUCAGUCGGUCUAUCAGAGUGAUUUCGUCAAUAAAUUAUAAACGGUGUGCUUAAUAAUUGUACAACAGUAGGUGUUGUAACAAGGGCAUAUGAUGCUGCCUGU
Molecule: messenger RNA, 963 nt
Organism: Phragmites australis (common reed)
Lineage: Eukaryota; Viridiplantae; Streptophyta; Magnoliopsida; Poales; Poaceae
Product: probable glutathione S-transferase GSTU6
Exons: 1
Coding region: 119-820 (233 amino acids)
Biological process (GO): glutathione metabolic process
Cellular component (GO): cytoplasm
Molecular function (GO): glutathione transferase activity
Source: RefSeq, a predicted model, not a curated record